CCAUCAUUGUCAGAUCCAUGUUUAACCACGAUUCUAAGACGAGCGACAUAGCGUGUGAAGCUGUGAAGAAGUUGUUCGGAGCUGAUAAAGUCGGUGACGUCACUUUGGAGGUCAUAAGGUUAAUAGGUCGGGCAAUCAAGGUCAGAAAAUUUGAUGUCAAGCCAAAGGUCUUAGAUACUUUUCUAUCCUUAAAGAUAAAAGAAGUUUCUAGAGAUAGUGAUGACGAUGGAGAGGUGAGGAAGAAGAUGAUGACGAUGGAGGAGAAGAGGAAGAUGUCGAAGAUGAUGUCCAAGAGAGAUCGAAAACGAAAGAAACAAAUGAAAGAGCUGGAGAAGGAACUGGAAGAGGCGGCUGUUACAGACAACACCAAGCGUAAAAUUAAGAUGCACACCGAGAUAGUCAGCAUGGUUUUUUUAACCUACUUUCGAAUUUUGAAACUUGCCAGCGACUCAAAGUUGUUGUCAUCUGUACUCGCGGGACUUGCUAAGUUUGCCCAUCUAAUCAACGUGUCAUAUUUUGAUGAUUUGUUUGCCGUUCUAACUAAACUCGUUGAAUCUGGGGACCUGACAACGAGGGAAAGUUUGCACUGCAUAGAAACGUCCUUGACAUUGUUGUUGGGUCAAGGGUCAGCCUUCAACAUUGACCCUUACAAGUUUUACCUACAUCUCUACAAGACCCUCCUAUCCUUCAACUAUUCAAACGCAAACACCGACCUACCAUCUUGUAUAAAAUGCCUCGACCUGAUGUUCAACAAGCGGAAAAGGCACGUAUCCGACCAAAGAUGCCUGGCCUACGUUAAACGGCUUUCCAUACUUUCGACGCAUCUCUCCGGCCGAUCGGCCAUCACUGUUUUAUCUAUGAUUAGGGAAAUUAUUAGAAAUUAUCCCAAGUGUGAAGUCCUCUUGGACACGGACUCGAUCGGAAACGGUAAAUACGAUCCGGAAUCGGAUAAUCCGGAUUUUUGCAACGCCCAGAACACAUCCCUGUUCGAGUUGCAUUUAUUGAGGUCCAGUUACGAACCAGACGUACGUACAUACGCCCAACACAUCCUUCAAAACUGCCCAUCUGAUGGGCGGUUUAGACUGCCACUGCACCUUAUAAAUAUUAAGAGUGAUUACGUUGAAAAAGAUAGCCUCCAAUGCAUCGGACGGAUUAGUGAAUUGAAGAGGAAAAAUUAGUGGAUGGAUUGAAUGAGUGUGAAUGAAUGAAUGAAUGACUGAAUGAAUGAAUGAAUGAACGAACGAAUGAAUAAAUUAGUGAAGGAAUCAAGAAACUAGUGCAUGAGCGUUUGAUUGAUUGAAUGAAUAAGAUACAAUGUUGAUUGACUGAUUUGUUGAUUGAUUGAUUGAUUGAUUGGUUGAUUGGUUGGUUGGUUGGUUGAUUGAUUGAAAUUUUAUUAACAUUUUUAUUUGAAUUAAAUUCAAAUAUGAUUAUAUCAAGUGUGAAUAUUUGAGUUAUAAUAAUAA
Messenger RNA from Helobdella robusta, 1466 nucleotides. RefSeq lists its product as hypothetical. NCBI's taxonomy places the organism in Eukaryota, Metazoa, Annelida, Clitellata, Rhynchobdellida, Glossiphoniidae. Gene Ontology annotation, cellular component: nucleolus. Gene Ontology annotation, molecular function: chromatin binding. Gene Ontology annotation, biological process: DNA replication initiation. The transcript is spliced from 13 exons. The record is from RefSeq and is a predicted model, not a curated record. Bases 18 to 1178 code for a protein of 386 amino acids.